Molecule: messenger RNA, 2394 nt
Organism: Daucus carota subsp. sativus
Lineage: Eukaryota; Viridiplantae; Streptophyta; Magnoliopsida; Apiales; Apiaceae
Exons: 10
Coding region: 290-1342 (350 amino acids)
Source: RefSeq, a predicted model, not a curated record
UGCAGCAAAUCAGAAUCAGGGUACUGUUCCGCAUAGUGUUCAUGGCAGAGUCAGCAAACCUUUCUCUACGAAGAAAGGAUUAGCUGCUGCAUGCAAUCAUUGUGUUGCAGGAUCUCCUCUGUCUUUUAAUUUAAUUGACAAGGCCAACGUGCAUCGUCCAAACCUGGGAAAAUUUUCAUCCGAAAACAGACAGUCUGUUAAUCAUGUUUCUGACAACGUGCAUCGUCCAACCCUUGGAAAAACUUCAUCCGAAAACAAAGAUUGCCAUGCAGAUUCCCAGGAUAGGAGGAUGAAGGCUGGUACUGCAUGCCCUCUAGGUGAAUCUGAACAUGCACCUAUAUUCAAAAGGAAGAAGUCUAGACUGCAGCUGCCGGAGGAUCUAAACUAUAUUACUCGCAGCAUUUUAUCUGAUGAUCAACCUCAAGUUAGUAGUGUUGUUAUUCCAACACAUCUUGACGAUGGAGAAUCUUCUUUCAUUGGUGAUGAUGUGUUAUAUGACGAUUUCCUAGAAAUUGAGGAUUAUGAUGAACAUGCCGAUGAAUUCAAUCUCAGAUAUGAGAAGUACCUAAAACCUGUUCCCAAAGGCUACGGCUUCCUUGGUCCUCCUACUGGCAAAUGUGUUAAAUGCCAGUCAAUUAUGUGGAAUGAGGAACAGUCUAACAAAGGUGUAAAAAAAGGAAUGUUCAAAUACAAUAUCUGCUGUGGCAAUGGUAAGAUAAAGCUUCCACCAGCUCCAAGAACCCCAUUAUACUUAUGGCAACUUUAUAAUGAUCCAGUCAAAGGUCCUCACUUUCAUCGUAAUACACGGGUGUACAAUUCUAUGUUUGCCUUCACUUCAACCAGUGGGAAUGUCGACUCAUCUAUAAACAAAGGAGGCACACCUUACGUAUAUAAGCUGAAUGGUCAAAAUCACCACCUGUUUGGGGCCUUGAUUCCAGAUGAGGGCAAAGAUCCAAAAUUUUGUCAACUAUACAUCUACGACACUGCCAACGAGGUUCAGAAUAGGCUUAGGUGGAUUGAAGUUGAUCGUUCAGAUGAGAUAGAUGAGGAGAUUGUGAGUGGCUUAAUUGUAAUGUUGGAUGAAAAGAAUGAACUGGUGAAAAAAUUCAGGACUGCUCGGGACAGGUUUGAAAACAAUGAGGUUGUGGAAUUGGAUAUAUUCUUGAAAGUUUCUUGCGCUACUGAUGGAAGGGAGAAUCGCGCUGGACCUUCAAAUGAAGUGGCUGGAAUUCUGGUUGGAGAUCAAGAAGAGACUGAUGAAAGUUGUGAUGUCAUUGUUGAUGAUGUCAAAACUGGACUGCAACGUAUAACAAAUGUUCACCCAAAAUUGAUGGCGCUGUAGUACCCACUUCUCUUUCCUAAUGGUGAGGAUGGUUUUCAUUUAGGAUUAAAAUAUGAAGCAACCGAAGAACAGCGAGGUAAGAGCCAAGAAAGCAUCACAUUGAAGGAUUACUACGCAUACAUGCUUCAAGUCAGGCACAACGAAGGCAUGACUCCCAGACUUGCUGGGCGAUUAUUUCAGCAGUACAUUGAAGAUGCUUUUUCAACCAUUGAGCAGGCACGACUUUGGUGGUUCAGAACCCAUCAGACAACUUUAAGGAUUGAGUUAUACAGUCACAUAUGUGACUCAAUUAGAUUUGGUGAUUCAGAUAAAUCAAAUUUUGGAAAAAGUUUCAUUUUACCAGCCGGCUAUGUUGGCUCAAAGCGAUAUAUGCAACAGAAUUUUCAGGACCCUCUUGCUGUUUGUCGUCAUAUAGGCCACCCGGACAUUUUUCUUACUAUGACGUCGAACCCUAUGUGGUCAGAGGUUAUUGAGAUGAUGAAGCUCAUUCCAUUUGGGACGCCUGUUGACAAUCGAGAUAUAAUAGCUCGAGUUUUUAAGCUUAAACUGAAUCAACUACUAACUAACAUUCGGCAGGAAAAGUUUUUUGGAACAUGCAUUGGAGUCAUGAAUGUUGUCGAGUUCCAGAAGCGAGGACUGCCCCAUGUGCACAUGCUUAUAUGGUUUGAUUCUGAAUCUAAGAUUAAUCUUAAAAGAAACGUUGACCAUUAUGUUUCAGCAGGAAUUCCUGAUCCGAAAGAAGAUCCAACAGGGUAUGAGGCGGUUAAGCAGUUUAUGAUUCAUGGGCCAUGUGGACCUGAGUUUCCAAAUUCGCCGUGCAUGGUUAAUCACAAGUGUUCAAGGCAUUUUCCCAAAAAGUAAUUACACAAUACCUUCGUACAAUUUGUCAAAUUGAUCAAUACAUUCUAAAUUAUGAUGUUAAAUGUUUCUGUUACAUAUUGUACUUGCAAGUAUGCAAACAACACAAGUUUUGAUGAAUCCGGUUUCCCCGUGUACAAGAGGUCCAACUCAGGGAUUACUGUCAAAGUAAGGAAUGCAGAGCUUGAUAAUCA